Molecule: messenger RNA, 666 nt
Organism: Myodes glareolus (Bank vole)
Lineage: Eukaryota; Metazoa; Chordata; Mammalia; Rodentia; Cricetidae
Source: RefSeq, a predicted model, not a curated record
ACCUCUGCAGCAAUGAGCAGCAAAGUCUCUCGCGACACCCUGCACGAGGCGGUGCGGGAGGUCCUGCCUGGGAACCAGCGCAAGCACCACAAGUUUCUGGAAACUGUGGAGCUACAGAUCAGCCUGAAGAACUAUGACCCCCAGAAGGACAAGCGUUUCUCGGACACCAUCAGGCUUAAGUCCACCCCUCGCCCCAAGUUCUUGAUGUGUGUCCUGGGGGACCAGCAGCACUGCGAUGAAGCCAAGGCCGUGGAUAUCCCCCACAUGGAUAUCAAGGCACUGAAGAAGCUUAAUAAAAACAAGAAGUUGGUCAAAAAGCUGGCCAAGAAGUAUGACGCCUUUCUGGCCUCUGAGUCUCUGAUCAAGCAGAUCCCACGUAUCCUGGGCCCAGGACUGAACAAGGCUGGCAAGUUCCCUUCCCUGCUGACACACAAUGAAAACAUGGUGGCCAAAGUGGAGGAGGUGAAGUCCACCAUCAAGUUCCAGAUGAAGAAGGUGCUGUGUCUGGCUGUCGCUGUCGGCCAUGUGAAGAUGACUGAUGACGAGCUGGUCCACAACAUCCACUUGGCUGACAAUUUCUUGAUGUCCUUACUCAGGAAGAACUGGCAAAAUGUCUGGGCUUUGUACAUCAAGAGCACCAUGGGCAAGCCCCAGCAUCUGUACUAG